Molecule: messenger RNA, 1645 nt
Organism: Puntigrus tetrazona (Sumatra barb)
Lineage: Eukaryota; Metazoa; Chordata; Actinopteri; Cypriniformes; Cyprinidae
Product: NLR family CARD domain-containing protein 3-like
Exons: 3
Coding region: 8-598 (196 amino acids)
Source: RefSeq, a predicted model, not a curated record
UAAAGAAAUGGAAAUAUCCAGCGAUGAAUAUAAAGUGUUGUUCAUCUUUGAUGGUUUGGACGAGUGUCGUCUGUCUCUGGACUUUAAGAGUAAAGUGAAACUGUGUAAUAUAUCUGAGUCAGCCUCAGUGGAUGUGCUGCUGAUGAACCUGAUUGUGGGGAAUCUGCUUCCCUCUGCUCUCAUCUGGAUCACCUCCAGACCAGCAGCAGCUGAUCUCGUCCCCUCUGAGUGCGUCCAUCGAGUGACAGAGGUACGAGGCUUCAAUGAGCCACAGAAGGAGGAAUACUUCAGGAAGAGGAUCAGUGAUCAGAGUGUGGUCGACAGGAUCAUCUCACACCUGAAGUCCUCCAGGAGCCUCUUCAUCAUGUGUCACAUCCCAGUCUUCUGCUGGAUCUCAGCCACUGUUCUUGAGAAGAUCUUGAGUCGAGCAGAGACUGGAGAGAUUCCUAAGACUCUCACUCAAAUGUACACACACUUCCUGAUCCUUCAGACCAACAUCAAACGUGAGAAAGACUAUGGGAAGAUCUACGUGACAGAUGAAGACAUGAUCCUCAAACUGGGGAAACUUGCUUUCCAGCAGCUUGUAAAGGAAACCUGAUCUUCUAUGAUGAAGACCUUAGAGAGUGUGGCAUUGAUGAGAUAGAAGCAUCAGUUUAUUCAGGACUGUGCACUCAGAUCUUCAGAGAGGAGCUGGGAUUGUUUCUGGGAAAGUUUUCUGCUUCGUUCACCUGAGCCUUCAGGAACAUCUAGCAGCUCUAUAUGUUCAUCUCUCUUUUACAAACAGGAAGAGAAAUGUUUUCAACCAAACCAAACACAGACUAUUGUCCAAGAUAUUUUACCAAAAUAAAUAUAAUUCAUUAUCUGAGCUGCAUCAGGGAGCUGUGAAUGAGGUUCUAAAGAGUAAGAAUGGACAUUUGGAUCUUUUCCUGAGGUUUCUUCUGGGUCUCUCAGUGGAGUCCAAUCAGACUCUCUUAAGAAAACUACUGACACAGACAGGAAGCUGCUCCUACAACAAAGAGAAAACAGUUCAGUUCAUCAAAGAGAAGAUCAGGAAGAAUCAGAGAGAUUCAAAUAAAUCCAUCAAUCUGUUUAACUGUCUGAAUGAACUGGGUGAUGAUUCACUGAUGCAGGAGAUUCAGGGUUAUCUGAAAUCUGGAGGAAUAAGAGAAACCAAACUCUCCUCUUCACAGUGGUCAGCUCUGGUUUAUGUGUUGCUGACAUCAGAGCAGAAGAUGGAUGUUUUGAUCUACAACAGUUUAUUGGAGAACAACAUACAGGAGAUGAAGUUCUUCAGUAUCUGUUACCUGUGGUUAAAGAAUCCAGAUCAGUUUGGCUAUGUGGAUGCAAACUCACUGCUCAGUCUGUUGACGUUUGUCUUCAGUUUUACAAUCCUCAAACUCAAACAUCCUGAGAGAGCUGGACCUGAGUAACAAUGACCUGCAGGAUUCAGGAGUGAAGCUGCUCUCUGAAGGACUGAAGAGUCCAAACUGUCAUCUGGAGAUUCUGAGGCUAUGUGGAUGCAAUCUCACUGCUCAGUCUUGUGAAAGUUUGUCUUCAGUUUUACAAUCCUCAAACUCAAACAUCCUGAGAGAGCUGGACCUGAGUAACAAUGACCUGCAGGAUUCAGGAGUGAAGCUGCUCUCUG